CAGCUGAGUCCUUGCAUCUUGAGGCAGCUGGUGUGCCCAGCACUGAGCCCGUCGGAGCUGAAGGCAGCCCGGCCCCUUCUCAUGGGCAGCACCCACCUGUGCUGAGGUCCUGCAGCGGUGGCUGUGUGAGGAGCUGUGCAAUCAGUUGUAACUGAAAAUGUCUGACGGUCUGGAUAAUGAAGAGAAACCCCCAGCUCCCCCACUGAGGAUGAAUAGUAACAACCGGGAUUCUUCGGCACUCAACCACAGCUCCAAACCACUUCCCAUGGCCCCUGAAGAGAAGAAUAAGAAAGCCAGGCUUCGCUCUAUCUUCCCAGGAGGAGGGGAUAAAACCAAUAAGAAGAAAGAGAAAGAACGCCCAGAGAUCUCUCUUCCUUCAGACUUUGAACAUACGAUUCAUGUGGGGUUUGAUGCAGUCACCGGGGAAUUCACUAACUCCCCCUUCCAGACCUCUAGACCUGUGACGGUCGCUUCAAGUCAAUCAGAGGGAAAAAUGCCAGAUCUCUAUGGCUCACAGAUGUGCCCAGGGAAGCUCCCAGAGGGAAUUCCUGAGCAAUGGGCACGAUUACUCCAAACCUCCAACAUAACAAAACUGGAACAGAAGAAGAACCCCCAAGCCGUUCUAGACGUUCUCAAAUUCUAUGAUUCCAAAGAAACAGUCAACAACCAGAAGUACAUGAGCUUUACGUCCGGAGAUAAAAGCGCACAUGGAUAUAUAGCAGCCCAUCCUUCGAGUACAAAAACAGCAUCAGAGCCUCCUUUGGCUCCCCCUGUGUCUGAAGAAGAAGAUGAAGAAGAGGAAGAAGAAGAAGACGACAAUGAGCCGCCACCAGUCAUUGCACCAAGACCAGAGCAUACAAAAUCAAUCUACACUCGUUCCGUGGUUGAAUCCAUUGCUUCACCAGCAGCACCAAAUAAAGAGGUCACACCACCUUCUGCUGAGAACGCCAAUUCCAGUACUUUGUAUAGAAACACAGAUCGGCAAAGGAAAAAAUCCAAGAUGACAGAUGAGGAGAUCCUAGAGAAGCUAAGAAGCAUUGUGAGUGUUGGCGACCCAAAGAAAAAAUACACAAGAUUUGAAAAAAUAGGUCAAGGGGCAUCAGGUACUGUUUAUACAGCGCUAGACAUCGCCACAGGACAAGAGGUGGCCAUAAAGCAGAUGAACCUUCAACAGCAACCCAAAAAGGAAUUAAUUAUUAAUGAAAUUCUGGUCAUGAGGGAAAAUAAGAACCCCAAUAUUGUUAAUUAUUUAGAUAGCUACUUAGUGGGUGAUGAACUAUGGGUAGUCAUGGAAUACUUGGCUGGUGGCUCUUUGACUGAUGUGGUCACAGAGACCUGUAUGGAUGAAGGACAGAUAGCAGCCGUCUGCAGAGAGUGCCUCCAAGCUUUGGAUUUCUUGCACUCAAACCAAGUGAUCCACAGAGACAUAAAGAGUGACAAUAUUCUCCUUGGGAUGGAUGGCUCUGUUAAAUUGACUGAUUUUGGGUUCUGUGCCCAGAUCACCCCUGAGCAGAGUAAACGAAGCACUAUGGUGGGAACUCCCUAUUGGAUGGCACCUGAGGUGGUGACUCGAAAAGCUUAUGGUCCAAAAGUUGAUAUCUGGUCUCUGGGGAUUAUGGCGAUUGAAAUGGUAGAAGGUGAACCCCCUUACCUUAAUGAAAAUCCACUCAGGGCAUUAUAUCUGAUAGCCACUAAUGGAACCCCAGAGCUCCAGAAUCCUGAGAGACUGUCUGCUGUAUUCCGUGACUUUUUAAAUCGCUGUCUUGAGAUGGAUGUGGAUAGGCGAGGAUCUGCCAAGGAGCUCUUACAGCAUCCAUUUUUAAAAUUAGCCAAGCCUCUCUCCAGCCUGACUCCUCUGAUUAUCGCUGCAAAGGAAGCGAUUAAGAACAGCAGCCGCUAG
This is a messenger RNA of Lagenorhynchus albirostris (white-beaked dolphin), 1900 nucleotides long. It is a transcript of the gene PAK3, whose product is annotated as p21 (RAC1) activated kinase 3. The record is from RefSeq and is a predicted model, not a curated record. Bases 158 to 1900 code for a protein of 580 amino acids. The transcript is spliced from 17 exons. Gene Ontology annotation, biological process: protein phosphorylation; regulation of MAPK cascade; regulation of axonogenesis. Gene Ontology annotation, cellular component: cytoplasm. Lineage: Eukaryota; Metazoa; Chordata; Mammalia; Artiodactyla; Delphinidae. Gene Ontology annotation, molecular function: protein serine/threonine kinase activity; ATP binding.